Messenger RNA from Actinia tenebrosa (Australian red waratah sea anemone), 1175 nucleotides. RefSeq lists its product as uncharacterized. Gene Ontology annotation, molecular function: RNA polymerase II cis-regulatory region sequence-specific DNA binding; DNA-binding transcription factor activity, RNA polymerase II-specific. The record is from RefSeq and is a predicted model, not a curated record. Lineage: Eukaryota; Metazoa; Cnidaria; Anthozoa; Actiniaria; Actiniidae. Gene Ontology annotation, biological process: regulation of transcription by RNA polymerase II; cell differentiation. Gene Ontology annotation, cellular component: nucleus.
AAACUAUUCUACACUCGAAAGGUUUUAGUCACUGCGUGAGGAAUCAAUACUCACGUGAAAAUCACCUUUUACAACACGGUUCCAAACUUGGCUGGGCAAGCAUAAUCAAAACUGUGACGCAAAAGCCACUUUCAGUUGAGCCUUGCACUAGUUGUUUCUCUUUACUAAUGAGUGAUAAGGAUGGCGGAAAGAGAACAAACUCAGAGACCCAGUCUAUCAUUCUCUAUCGAUAAUAUUUUGAGAGAUGAUUUUCCAGGCUCGUCAAGACAAAGCAGAACGGUUCCUUACUUGGUCCAGACGAGAAGUUUAAGUUUGCCCCAGCUACGAGCUUCCCAACAAGUCAUUCCAUGCCAAUGUUUAUCUUCCCGCUACAGACCCCCUUCUGUAUACUUGUACAACCCGCAAGAUGUCAAGAAGGAGACGGAAUUUUUGUCUAGAAGUCCGGGGAAAAUAUAUUCAGAGAUGGGGAGGAGUUCUGUUCGAUGUGAAGUUGGCAAGGCUUCUAGUGAACAGCAAGGUAGUUCGAGCAAGUCAAGUUAUUGCAAAGAGAAAUCCUCAAACGACGAGCGGAAUAAACAAGAAAAAGACGACGACCAAACAAACAGCGCCAAAAAUGACCAACAAAAAGAGAAGAAAAAGAGAUUCCGAAGCCAUUUUUCUCAACUUCAGCUGCAGUACUUGGAAAACAUUUUCGCGCGCCAACACUACUUGAGUCGCGAUGAAAGAACACUGCUGGCCGGCGCACUGGAAAUGACAGAGCUGCAAGUUCGAAACUGGUUUCAAAAUAAACGUUACCAGAAAAGACACCGAGAAAUCCAAGCCUUACAGAAAGUUGGUAAACAAGUUCCAGUUCAAGUGCUAGUGAACGAGGGAAGUCCGUUAAUCAAUACAAUUAGACAUGAACUCAGGUAUUAGGUAAUAAUGAUAAUGAUAGAUACAUUCCGAAAUAUUUUGAAGAAAACAGAUUAAAAGAGUUAAAAGGUAUGUUGUUAUGUUAAGUUGUUGUUUUUGAGGUCAAAGACCUGUAAUUUUCAGUUUGGUAAAAGCACAAUAAACAAAGGCGUUUUAGAAGAAUUAGAUUCGUUUCACGUAACUAUAAACAAAAGAUUUGUACGUUCGUAUGAUCAGUAUUUGUUAGUUAUCAAAUAACGAAAUAAAAGAUGUUGCAGUUGUUA